GGCGCGCCUCCCCUCAGUCAACCGACCGUGGUGCAGUCCUGCUGCUCUGAAAAAACGAAGGAUUUCACCAAGGCUUUUAACCUCAUCAUUUAACACCUUCUGUCAAGACCGACAAGAGAAGCGAACCUCUAAAAGGCCCUGAGGGACUGAGAGGGCUGCAGCCAUGUCAGGCUCCUACGACGACUCCAUGAUGGAUGUCUCCAGCGACAGCUUCUGGGAGGUGGGGAACUACAAGAGGACGGUGAAGCGCGUGGACGACGGCAACCGCCUGUGUAACGACCUGAUGAACUGCCUCCACGAGCGCGCCCGCAUCGAGAAGACCUACGCCCAGCAGCUCACAGAGUGGUCCAAGCGCUGGAGGCAGCUGAUCGACAAAGGCCCUCAGUACGGCACCCUGGAGCGGGCGUGGGGGGCCCUGUGCACGGAGGCGGAGAAGGUGAGCGAGCUGCACAUGGAGGUGAAGGCGGCUCUCAUGGGGGAGGACUUUGAGAAGCUGAAGAACUGGCAGAGGGACGCCUUCCACAAGCAGAUGAUCGGGGGCUUCAAGGAGACCAAGGAGGCCGAGGACGGCUUCCGCAAGGCCCAGAAGCCCUGGGCCAAGAAACUCAAAGAGGUGGACACCACCAAGAAGACCUACCACACGGCCUGUAAGGAGGAGAAGCUGGCCACCAGCCGGGAAAACAACAGCAAGCUGGAGAACAACAACAACCCAGAGCUUCAGAAGAAGCUGCAGGAUAAGGUGGAGAAAUGUCAGCAGGAGGUGCAGAAGUCCAAGGAGCGCUAUGAGAAGUCUCUGGAGGAGCUGGACAAGGUGACUCCUCAGUACAUGGAGAACAUGGAGCAGGUGUUUGAGCAGUGGCAGCAGUUUGAGGACAAGCGGCUCUGCUUCUUCAAAGAGCUCCUGCUGGAGGUUAAACAGCACCUGGACCUCUCCACCAAUCACAAGUUCCAGACAGUCUACCACACGUUGGAAGACACCAUCUCCGCCGCCGACGCAGAGGAGGACCUGAAGUGGUUCCGGUCCAAUCACGGUCCAGGCAUGCCCAUGAACUGGCCCCAGUUUGAGAAUGUGGACUGCUCCAAAUCCCGCUUCCAUAAGAGAAGGUCCAUUGUAGAUUGGUCCAUAGACCUGAAUCGCAGCCUGAGCCGACGAGAGAAGAAGAAGCCUACUGAUGGGGUCACGCUGACGGGCAUCAGCCAGACCGGAGAGCAGCAGGCUAAGAGCAGCAGCAGCCUGACGGUGCCCGCUAGCACAGCGCCCGCGGGCUCCAACCCGUUCGAGGACGACGAGGAUGACGAGGAGGAGGAAGAGGCCGCCGUAGAGGAGAGGACGUUGGACAACGGCAGUCCUCUGCUUGUCAAAAAAGAGGAGGGGAAAAUCGCCAGCAGCAUGGAGAAGACACAGGAUUGGUCGGAUGAGGAGACGGGCGGGAACCCUUUCUCCGCCGACACCAAUGGCGACGGGAACCCGUUUGAGGAGGAGCCGACGUCCCCGCUGGUGUCGGUGCCGGUCCGAGCCCUGUACGACUACGAGGGACAGGAGCAGGACGAGCUGAGCUUCAAAGCAGGGGAGGACUUCAUCAAGGUAGGAAACGAGGAUGACCAGGGUUGGUGCAAAGGCCGUCUGAAGGGAGGGCAAGUAGGCCUCUACCCAGCCAACUACGUCGAAGACAUCCAGUAAGGCACGGGGAUUCACCAGAAGAGAAGGCCGAACCUGGAUGAACAAAGAGAAGAGAGGGGAGAGUAAAAUGGGUGUGGAUUGUGAGUUGGGCACAGCGCCCCUGCCUGUCACUCACCCCCUUGUGGUAGAGACUGGACCUGCAACUGCUUUCUCUAGGAUUGGGGCAGAUGAGGGGUUGCAGAUUAACGACAUCACCUCCAAUAGCAUUGGUCUCUCGAUUUCUCCCACUUAAAGGUGAUGACCUGGUCAUUGUUUCUUAAACGUCCAUUCAAGCUGUUACAGAACAAAAAGUGGUUUAAUAUGUUAUCCUACAAAGUAACAAUUUAUAUGUAUAACUAAUAUGUGCUUUACCAAGUGCAAAAAAGUAGCACACUUGAAUGCCAUUCUAACAAGUCUUUGGAGCAAAAGGAUAGGCAGACCCACUUGCUUAGUUUUUUUCAAUGUUUAUGAAACCGCUUCCAACCAUUGAUUCCUUUAUUUAUUUUAGAUUUAUAAAAAAAAGGAUAAUGAACUGAUUAAGCCAAUCAAAGUUGUCCUUGUCUGUUACUAUACACAGUACAACCAUGUUUGGUGUGUAAUGUUGGACUGUGGAAAAUUGUCAGAAAAUAGGGUGACUGCAUAUUGGUGGUCUCUUGGUUUUUAGUGUUUUUGGAAUGACCAUUAUUUAGGUAAAAUUGAAUCAUGUGAGAAUUAUAUUUUUUAAUACUGGAAUCUACAAACUAAUUUGGUCCUUGGCUUGAUCCCCAAAUUAUAGGUGCCAAUUUUUCCCCCCCAAGUAUCACUAGGUUAAAUAACAUCAAACUCCUACUUUUGGGGAGUCUUGACGAUUUACUUGUUAGUUCAUUUUUUACCGUCUUUGGUGAAGUAUAAGUGUCUGAUGCCAAUUCUUUUUAUUACUCACAACUGUUUAACAAUUUGGCACCAUGUCAUUAGAUGUCAUCCAGUUUCAAUGCUUUUGUUUUGUUUUUUGUUUUGUUGCCAGCUUGCCUCUACCCUUCACCUUAAUCUGAUUGUACACUCACUGAUUGUAUCGGCUCACCUAUUGAUUGUACUUGUGUUUGCAGAUAAACUUCAGUAUCUGUGACACUCACCUCACUGAAUAACUGUGCCUAAUCCUGUACUCACUCAAAUCACUUCACUUUCUCUCAGUGGCCUAUGCGUCUUUGAAUAUAAUUUUUUUCUUUUCUGUUUUUUUGUUUUUCUAGUCUGAAUGUUUUGGGGGUAAAAGGUUUCUCACUUGAAUCUCAGAGCUUUAUCCAAGCUUGCACUGGAUGUCAAAUGCGAAGUUUUGGUAGAAUAUUCUUCGGCCUCCUUUGAAUACAUUGUUACAAGUUAUGCAAUAACAAAACAAAGCUUGUAUGAUCUUUCACAUGUGAAAGAUUAUAAUGGGAGGAAUUUUUGCAUGUAAAUAGAAAGAUGUAGGAACAAAGCAUAAAGGAGGUUUUCAUGCGGUUUUAGUUACAAAUCGAUGACUGUUAAUUUAUAAUAUGCCUUAAGAGCUUUUGUUUUUGCUUGUUAGACAAAGGCUGUGAUUCUAAAAAACAUUUGUACAAUAAUUGAAUGUUUUAUGGCAAGUGUCAUGCUGUUUUGUUACAUUUGUAAAUAUAUCUCUUAUUUCCCCUAUCUCAUAGGGCCAUAUAGAUCAUUUACCAAUUUAUCAAUAAGAUGAAAAUGAUCUCCAUGUUAUUUUUCUGAAAAUUAUUUUAGCAAGUAUGUGAAUUAUUCAUUCAUACAUUAACACAACCCCUUUCAACUACCAGUUUAUCAACUAUUUAAUAAGAGGACAUGUUCUUGACAUAUGUGUUUGCUAUAAAUGAGUUUAUUACAGUGUACUUACGGUUGAUGUCCUGGAAAUAUGACCUUUAUUAGAUGCCUGUAGCCACUCGAGCAAUUGAAAAUGUGAGAAAACGUUUUGCCAUGUGAUUCAGGACAUGUCAGUAAGACAAUAUACAGACAGAAUAUUUACUUGCACAAUUUAGUUUGUAAAUUUUUGUCCAAAACAGGAAAUAUAAAUAUAUUAAACACAAAUAUAAAGGAUUGUAA
This is a messenger RNA of Hypomesus transpacificus, 3724 nucleotides long. RefSeq names its product protein kinase C and casein kinase substrate in neurons 2 (gene pacsin2). Gene Ontology annotation, molecular function: phospholipid binding; protein binding. The transcript is spliced from 12 exons. Gene Ontology annotation, biological process: cytoskeleton organization; plasma membrane tubulation; regulation of endocytosis. The coding region runs from base 164 to 1681 and encodes 505 amino acids. NCBI's taxonomy places the organism in Eukaryota, Metazoa, Chordata, Actinopteri, Osmeriformes, Osmeridae. The record is from RefSeq and is a predicted model, not a curated record. Gene Ontology annotation, cellular component: plasma membrane; endosome; cytoplasm.